Messenger RNA from Phaethon lepturus (White-tailed tropicbird), 1662 nucleotides. RefSeq names its product spermatogenesis associated 1 (gene SPATA1). The transcript has 13 exons. Bases 1 to 1662 code for a protein of 553 amino acids. Lineage: Eukaryota; Metazoa; Chordata; Aves; Phaethontiformes; Phaethontidae. The record is from RefSeq and is a predicted model, not a curated record.
AUGUCAUUCAGUCAAAUGAGACCUCGAACAUCGCAGUUGGUGGAGCUCCAUGUUUUUUAUGUCCCAGAAGAAGUGUGGAACUUCAAGCUGAAUACAGUUCCUGUAGCUCUUACUAGCAAAUUCAUCUCAGCUGGAUUUAUAAGGGUGUCUCCUCACAUCACAUUAAGAGUGCUACGGGAACAGCUUGGUGACUACCUGGGUGGAGUUGCAGUUGCAGAUAAAUUCAAGUUUUUAAAAUGCAUUGGGAAAAAACUAGCAGUGGUGAAAGCAAAGCAAGAAACAGAACUGGAACUGAAGUCAUUUGCUCCUCCCUAUGCACUUUAUCCUGAAUUAUAUUUAUUACCUGGAGUGGAAUACUUUGAAGAUGUUUAUCCAUUAUCAUCAUCAACUCAACAAAGACAUCACUUUAAUGCAGAAGCUAGUAGGUUUGCUCAUGGAUUAAGAUUGUCCAGUCUUCCCCAACAAAAAUCUGAAAAAAGCAAACAAGUUUUAGAAAGCAUACAAAACAGUCAUCAGGUAGAAAAUCGGGAAGUGCACAGUCCUGUGGAAUGGGGUGAAAAAGAACCUGAUACAGUUUUGCACACAAAAUAUAAGCAAGACCAUAACAACAGGAUUCAAGAAAAACAGAUCCCGUUUAGAGGAAAAGAUCAAAGUGGAUCCAGUGGAUCUCUCUUCACACCAAGUAACUCAUAUCCUGCAGAUUGUGAGUCUGGAAAGCGUAAUACGGUAUUACAGACCUCUCAGCAAAAUCAUCUCAGCCAAGAUCAAAAAGAGUGUAACACUCCUAAAUGGAAUGACAAAGACAAAGGAAUUGCUCUAACUCUUCAUGUAAACCACAGUGAUGAACAAGACCAAGAACUAAUGAAUGUGGAAAAUGACCACCAAAAAGAUACCAAACUAAGAAGAGAAAGAACACUGCAUGCUGGAAUUCUUAAAAUAAUGGCAGACCAAACCACAGAGUAUGUAUGCAAAAACCAAAGCUUGCAGCAAUACAGAACUAGCAAGUCUAUAGCUGAUCCUGGUAAAAAACUGGAUGAUCAGGCAGAUGAAAACAAGCAAAAUCAUCUUACUUGUCCAAGAGAAUAUACUUUACCUCCUAGUCCACCUUUUCUGGCGCUUUCUGUAAAUCCAGCUCAAGUUCCUGCAAUUCAGGCAGCAAAAAACAAGAUGGUAGAACAGUUGCAGCAAAUGAAGAAAGACAGAAGGCACAUGGAAAAAACUAGAGAAGAACUGAUCAAAAAAGCUAAAGGGCUACUGGAACAAAAUAAGCUGAGGAGAUACCACGUUCGUGAGGAAUGGAAGAAGAAGUACUUUGAAACUAAGAAAGCUACGGUUUCACUGGAGGAUGCUUUAAACAAACUGCGACAAGAUUUAGAGCUCUGCCACCAGAAAUUACUCUUGCAAUUGGAAGCCAGAGACAGCCGAAAGCAACCAAACAAUAUGACAAACUCCAAGAAUUACACAAUCAUCCGGAUUACUACAGUGCAGCAUGAACUCGAUCAACUGAGGAGGAAGCUGGAUGAUACAAAAAUGAAACUCAUAAUAGAAAUUAAGAUGAGAAAGCAGGCAAUAUCUGAUUUACGAGCACUGAGAGCAGAACUGACGCAGAAGAAGAUUCAUUCAGCUUUAAUUCUCCAGAAAGUCAGGAAUUUAAGAGGAUGA